Sporothrix brasiliensis 5110 is the source of this 1485-nucleotide messenger RNA. RefSeq names its product tRNA-guanine transglycosylase family protein. The transcript has 2 exons. Gene Ontology annotation, molecular function: pentosyltransferase activity. The record is from RefSeq and is a predicted model, not a curated record. Bases 1 to 1485 code for a protein of 494 amino acids. NCBI's taxonomy places the organism in Eukaryota, Fungi, Ascomycota, Sordariomycetes, Ophiostomatales, Ophiostomataceae.
AUGUCGUCUGAUCCUGCCGGCCCGCUCGACCCCACCUCCCUCUCUUCCCCUCCGUCGCCGCCCGACGGUAUGCCGCCGCCAAUAUUCCGUAUCAUCAAGACGGCGGCAUCGUCUGUUGGUAACGGCAGCGGGAGUGCUGUGGCAGCUGACGAAGCGUUUGGCCGCUCGGCCGUCCCACGGCUCGGCACUCUAGUGCUCCCCGGCCGCACGCCGGUCCCAACACCGAACUUCUUCCCUGUCACAUCGCGCGGUGCCGUGCCGCACGUGACACCAGACAACGCCGUCCGCACCGGCCUCGUCAACGGCGCAUAUUUUGCGCUGGAAGACUCUGCUGCCUCCCAUCUCGGCAACGGCCCCAGCCACAUCUCCAUUGUCACCUCGACCGGCUUCCAGAAGCUGACCCUUAACGCGUACCAUGCCGCCAUUGACAACCUGCGCCCCGACAUUGCCGUGCCCAUGGCGGACCUGACAUACGGCGGCGGCACCAUUACUCACAUGGCAAACAACACGCCCGCAAAAUCAUCCGUCUCGGAUUAUGUGUCCGUGCCGCACCCGGCGGCGAAGCGUGGCUACCGCAUGGCCGAGCGCACCGAGGACUGGAUCGACCAGGUGGAACGGGACGGGGUGGCCGACGCGACUGGGAUCGCGCUGUUUGCACCGACGCUGCCCGUUCCGUACGCUACGCAGUGGCAGUACCUCAACCGGCUGGCCGAGUUGGCAAGAGCAGGGGAGGCGGACGAGGCUGUUGGCAACGGUGGUGCCGGUAAAGCAAGACCCACCGUCGCUGGCCUGGCUGUUUAUGAUGUCGAUCUUCUGCCCGACCUGCACGCCGACUACGCCGACACCCUGGUGCCCCUGCCGCGCCUGUCUCUGCACCCGGCUGUGACGCCGCACCACAUCCUGCGCCAGGUCGGACUGGGCAUUGACAUCAUGCUGUUGCCGGCCGUCACGGACGCUUCCGAGCAAGGACUCUCCUACACCUUUUCCUGGGCGGCCACCGACGUCGGAUCCGGCGAACAGCAAAAUGUGGCGAGCGGCGAAAGCAGCGCCGCCCGGCUGCCCCUGGCCAUGGACCUAACGGACCCUGUGUUCAAGGCCGACACGCGGCCCCUGCGGCCCGGCUGCCCCUGUGGCGCCUGCACGGCGCACCACCGCGCGUACAUCCACCACCUGCUGGACGCCCGCGAGAUGCUUGCCUGGACGCUGCUGCAGGUGCACAACCACCACGUUAUGCGCGAGCUGUUUGCGGGCAUCCGUGCGACCCUGGCCGACGAAGGCGUCGCAGGCUUCCAGCGCCGGGCACGGCAGUUUCAGACGCUGUAUGAGACGGACAUGCCGGUCGGACGGGCGACACGGCCUCGGCUCCGGGGCUACCAGGUCAAGACGGAUGGCGUUGUGGAGGCCCCUUUGAACAAGCCUCAGUGGGGCCGUUUAGAGGAGGUCCCACCCACACCGGCCGGUGAUACCAUGGCGGUGGACGCGUAA